Closterium sp. Yama58-4 is the source of this 1242-nucleotide messenger RNA. NCBI's taxonomy places the organism in Eukaryota, Viridiplantae, Streptophyta, Zygnematophyceae, Desmidiales, Closteriaceae. The record is from the annotation of a GenBank genome assembly.
AUGGCAUUCCCAAGGUUCCAUGUCUUGCCAACACGAGACGCCAUUCCACCACCUAGGCACAGCUUGUUGGUGGAGUGGCUUAGCGUGAAACACGCCUGCCUCGCUGUCUCUCUCCCCCAUCCCUUGAUUUUCUGCCAUUGCAUUUUCCAGUCUGCGCUGAUGGCCCUCCGAGCCGUAGGUGCGCCGUCAAACGCGCUACUGGGCGAUUUCGGCAUUGCCCCUGCGCAUUCGCGACAUUCGCGACAUUCGCACCUCGAGAAUGCCGCGUCGUUUAUCUGUGGCCUUCCGACGCUGAGCGCCGGACACCCAAUCAAAGGCCAGGCAAUGAGAUCACGACAUAGCUCGCGGAGAGGCGGAAUGUUGCCGGUCCGCGCGCUCGACGCAGCUCAGCCGUUCGAUUACGAGCAUCAACAGAAGCGGCGUCUGGAGGAGAAGGGCAGGUUGAAGAUCGGCAUUUUGGGGUUCGGGAAUUUCGGACAGUUUUUGGCGCGGCGCUUCGCGCGCCAUGGGCACCACCUGACAGCGUGGUCGCGGUCCGACUACUCGCAGGUUGCCAAGCAGAUGGGCGUGCGUUUCUUCACUGACAUGGACGAUUUCUGUGAGGACCAUCCAGACGUGGUGCUGCUCUGCACGUCCAUCAUCUCCAGCGACGCACUGCUGCGCUCACUGCCACUGCAGCGCCUCAAGCGCAACACGCUCUUCGUGGACGUGCUGUCCGUCAAGGUCUUCCCCAAGAUGCUGCUGCUGCAGGUGCUCCCCCCCGAGUUUGACAUCCUCUGCACGCACCCCAUGUUCGGCCCUGAGAGCGGCAAGGGCUCGUGGGAGGGGCUGUCGUUUGUGUUUGACCGCGUGCGCAUCACCCCGGGGGGGAGGGCAGAGAAGGCCGACCGCUUCCUUCAGAUCUUCCACAACGAGGGGUGUCGCAUGGUGGAGAUGACAUGUGAGGAGCAUGAUAAGUAUGCUGCCGGCACUCAGUUCGUCACCCACACUGUCGGCAGAGUGUUGGGCAAGCUAGGCCUGGAGAGCACACCCAUCAACACCAAGGGAUACGAGACGCUUCUCAACCUGGUGGAGAACACGGCGGGGGACAGCUUCGACCUCUAUUACGGGCUCUUCAUGUACAACACGAACGCCACUGAGGAGGUAGAGGAGGUAUGGUUCCAAUGGGGAGACAGCUUCGACCUCUACUACGGGCUUUUCAUGUACAACACGAACGCCACUGAGGAGGUAAGGUUCUGCUAG